Molecule: messenger RNA, 768 nt
Organism: Symbiodinium sp. CCMP2592
Lineage: Eukaryota; Dinophyceae; Suessiales; Symbiodiniaceae
Source: the annotation of a GenBank genome assembly
AUGACGGAGGACAGGGACUCGGGCUUGGCAGACCUGGCCUAUGUCGGGUACCGCAGCCCCAUCUUGCGAAGCGGCGGGGUGAGCAGCACCGGAACGUGCAAGAGGCCUGCAGCGAGGGGCAACAAGCAGGCCGCAGAUUUGGCACUUAUCCAAGGAGUGCUGGGCGAGAUAAGCGGGUGGGACGUCUCCGCAAAGCGAGCCCGCGCAAUGGUCGUUGAGGUGGGCCUGCAUUUUGGAGUGGCGAUGCAGAACGGGCGCGCGGAGAGUGAGGGCCCGGGUGGGAGGCUUCGCCGUGACGCACUCCCCGGCUCGGCCAACCCGACCAACGUCGUCGGGUGGCAUGGUGGCACCAGUUGCGGCGUUGUGUCCGGAAGAGGGGCCCGCGUCUGCGCCGGAAGACUGGAUGCGGUAGGUGAGCUCGCGUCGCCGCCCCCUCCCGAUGGCUGCAAUGUGGUGGAGGAGUGCCAGGACAAGCACACUGCGGAGCAGAAGACUAACAGACUUGGCGGUCGUGAGUGGCAGAGCCGGACGGUCUCCACUCCAGGGCACUGGACGCACUCGAGGCGGAGCCAGACUGUCCUGGAGGAGGAACCGGAUGCCAGCGGAGGGGUGGCGGCGCGGGCGACUGCAGCAGAGCCGGACAGUCUCGACCCCGGGGGCCCGCACGCACUCCUGGGGGAGGGACCGGAUGCUGGCGAACUAUGGCGGCGCGGUGACGAAGGCGUCAAGCUGCAUGACGUCCUUGUUAUCACGGCCCGAAAAUCUUGA